AUGGUUAUAAGAAGGAAGAGGCAGCAACAGGUCUUCUCGACUGUCAAGGCAGGCAACAGAGCAGACCCAAACAAGGACCCAGAAGAAGAAGACAAUGAAGAUGAAGGUGAAGAUGAUGAUGAAGAAGAGAAGGAUGAUGAAUCAGAGGACUCAGACUCAUCUGAGGCAAGCGCGCAGACUGUUCCAACCAGCAGUGACAGUGAGCAGGAGUCUUUGGAUGGAAGUGAAGACUGUGAGAAAAGUGAUGUGGAGGAGGCAGAAGAAGAUGACGAUGAAGAAGAUAAGGGCAAGGAAACAGGUCUCACUGCAGAAGACUUGGCGGAGUUUGACACACUUAGGGGGGCAUCCCAAGAGAAAGAACAGGAACCUAAGAAGAAAGAUGAGAAGUCAGGAGAGGAAGAGGAAAAGAAAAAGCAGGAGAAGCCAGGAGAGGAAGGGACGAAGGAAGCGAACAAGGACAAGGAAGAGAAGGAAAACAAAGACUUGGGAGAAGUGGUAGAGCAACAGAGGGCUUCAUCUGGCUCGCAGUUCGACAAUGCAAAUAGUGUGACUCAUAAGGCUGAGUGGGACAAGUUCAACAGACAAGCCCUAGACCGGAAAAAGUUCCCUCAAAGUCUUGCCUCGCACUUUGUGCGAGACAAAAAUGACUUGUUUCGGCAGUGGCUCGAGUGCUCCCAAGACUGGUCUAAGGUGGAGAUCACGAUCCAAAGAAAAGCUGAGAAAUUGACGCUGAAUCGAAAGGAGAGAGAAGGGCUGAAGUCACGUGACAUCUACCAGAAAUACCCAAAGGCCAAAGCGGAGCAAUUGAUGCGCUCGCUGAAGGAACGAAACCUCUGGUACUGGGACCCUGACUUCGAUCAGGACGAAGAGGAAAUCUAUUACUAUGUUGGCAAGGGUGACCUGGUUCGCAACGAUGACAUGACCAAAGAAUCCACUGCGGUUACUGUCCGAGACGCCAACAACAAAGAGCUCGUCGAAGCCCUCACGACGGGCGAUGGGCCAUUGUUGGCAGGGUUGCAGCCAGCUGCCCGAGUGGCCAACGAAGCGGGUCAGCAGGCAUUGACGCAAGCUUUGACCGAUGAGAAGGUUGACAAGAAGAAAGCGAAGAAGGAAAAGAAAGACAAGACCGAAAAAAUGGAGCCGAAGACUUCUGAAGAGCUGGCUGUCUCGCAAAUGGAGGAGUGCCUCAAGAAAGGGGCAGAGGCGAGAAAAUAUGCCAUCUCCCUUGGUACGUUGGAAUACAGUGGAGACCUGGUGAAGGAGCUUCUCAAGUUCAACACAAAAAUGGAGGAAGUAUACAAGAAGAUGCAGCAGUUGCGACAGGAGAAGACUGCGAAUCCAAAAUGUUACCAGAAGUUUUUCGCAAUCAUAGAAGAAAAGGCAGCAUGGUUUGACAAGGCAGAGUCGGCGGCCAAAGCAUUGCUGAGUGGCCUGAAGACAAAGAAAGGGAAGGCCAACAGAAGCAAAGGAAAGAAGGCGGGUCAGGAGGGAAAGCAGGCGCCCCAACCCAAUCAUACCCAUCGUUUCUGCCAAGGUAUGCUUGGCUGUGGACGGGCCAAUGUUUCUGAAAUCUGUGAUUUGGCCAGGGCAAACAUCAAGGAUGGUCUUCCUAGUGCAGCGCUAGAGGCUUUUAGCAGUCUAGGGACUGGGGGUCGUCACGCGGCCAACCAAGAACGCGAUCUCCACAAAUGGUUGCAUUCACUCUGGGGUGUCAAGCUUACCGUUUACAAGGUGACCAUGAACUUGAUAGUUGACUUCGAGAAGGUGGCGCAGCCAGUCGAUGUGCCUUUCUUACUGCCACAUGAGAUUCUUCACGCGGUUUAUGAAGCUGGACCAUUGCAGUUUGCUCGUUCUAUGACCGGCCACCGAAGUUCAGAAAGCAUCUCCCAUUUUUGGAAGCACUGUUGCUCAUUGGACGAAUGGCGCAACCACCCAUGCCUGACGAACCCUGACCUUUACCAUUGCACCAUACCACUUUGUCUACACACUGAUGGUGCAGAGUUUUAUAGCAACUCUGAAUACAUAUGUUGGAGUAUGUCAUCAGUCCUGGCGGAAGGCCAUGUUUUUGACACUCGAUACCCACUGGUCGUAUUGCCCCAUCAAUGCAUCCAAACUGACGAAGUGAAAUCCCAUGUGCAUGACACUGUCGCCAAAGUGAUUGGAUGGUCACUACAAGCUGCGUGGUCUGGGGUUUUUCCAGAACAAGGUUUCAUGGGUGAGCCACUCAAAGGUCACCGUUUGGAACUGAAGGGCAAACCUCUAGCCGGUGGCAAAUGGAAAUGUGUCUACUUUGGAUUCCGGGCCGAUGAGAAAGCACGAAAGGAAACCAAUUUUUUUACCAGGACAUAUCAGCAUUCGAAGCUUUGCAUGAAUUGCCUAGCGGAACAGCACAACAAGCAUUUGCUUCCCCACAUGCUCUACAAGAACUUUCACAGUAGUGCUGCACAUAGGCUAGCGCCAAUUGGUACGAUUCUUAAUUGCUGA
Cladocopium goreaui is the source of this 2484-nucleotide messenger RNA. Lineage: Eukaryota; Dinophyceae; Suessiales; Symbiodiniaceae. The record is from the annotation of a GenBank genome assembly.